AUGUUGUCUUUGGGAACAUCGAAAGAAAUUCUAGAAAUCGCGAAAUUCGCAGUGUACGUCGGUGUGCCGAUUGGGCUGAUGUACUUGUUCGCAGCCACCAACAACAAAAAUCUCCAGAAAGUCAUGGGAAAUCGUCAAUAUGUGGUUUACCCACCCGAAGCCCCACGGCCUCCAUCCCCCGAAGAGAUGAGAGAGAUGGCCCGGGAAUUAGCCCGCAAGAGAGAUGAGCUUUGA
Molecule: messenger RNA, 234 nt
Organism: Striga hermonthica
Lineage: Eukaryota; Viridiplantae; Streptophyta; Magnoliopsida; Lamiales; Orobanchaceae
Source: the annotation of a GenBank genome assembly